Puccinia graminis f. sp. tritici CRL 75-36-700-3 is the source of this 1548-nucleotide messenger RNA. RefSeq lists its product as uncharacterized. NCBI's taxonomy places the organism in Eukaryota, Fungi, Basidiomycota, Pucciniomycetes, Pucciniales, Pucciniaceae. The coding region runs from base 1 to 1548 and encodes 515 amino acids. The record is from RefSeq and is a predicted model, not a curated record. The transcript has 3 exons.
AUGGCAACUUUAUCAUCUGCUCGAGAGUGGUUUGAUGCAACUGCAACAGACCGAAAGAAAUUGGUACGAAAGACUGGAGUGCGAUCGUCUGAGCUUAAUCGAUUAUUGUAUUGGGACCCGGUCAACAACGUGGUGCUCGGAGUCAUGCAAAAUUGGUUUGAGGGCGUAUUACAACAUCACUUUCGAUUUCGUUGGGGGUUGAAUGGGAAUUGGGAAAAGGGGCCAAAGAGACAAAAAAGGGCGGAUCAGAGUGGAGCCGAAACUAGCGAUUACACUACAGAAGAGGAUCUUGGGGACAACGAUGACGAAAUCGAUGGGAAUGCUGAGAAUGACGCCAACACUAACUCGGAGGAUGUUCUUGAUGCGUUCUGGAAUGUCGGCCAGAAGAAAAAGCUAGUUGCGUCUGUUUUGGAGGUGGUUGUGCCAACCGGAGUCACACGAAUGCCCAAAGCAUUUGGGACGGCCAAAAAUGGAAAACUGAAGGCAAGCAAAUGGCAUACUCUCUUUACCAUUCACUUGCCUUUGGCGGCAAUGAGUGUAUUCAUCGACUCUACGGAUAUUGAUGAAUGUUUACUUCAGAAUCAGCGUGUAGCGGCCCACCGUUGUCAGAAUGAUACUGCGAUCGAUAAUUUUACCGCCCUCGUCUGUUGCACCAACAUCGUUAGCUCAGGUGAAGUUACUAGUCAAGACUCCGAUGAUUUCACCACCGAGUACAGAAGCUAUACAACGACGUCAAUGGAUAUUUUCCCCAAUGUCAAGAUACUUCCUAAUCAUCACUAUGCCCUUCACCUACCUCAGCAAUUUCAGUGGUGGGGGCCUCUGAUGGCUGUGUCCGAAUUUCCUGGGGAGAGAUUGAUCGGCCUUCUUCAGAAAUGUAAGACCAACGGUAGUUAUAAACAGAACAAUAUCACUAUUAUGAAAAAGUUUUGUCAGCUUCAACGACUAAAGACACAGCAUGGUUUGGACGGUGCACUACAGGAAGAGACAGUCAUUCGGAGUGGGGCCACAUUUGAAAUGAAUAAGGCUACUUACGAACAAAUCCUCAAAUUUUGUCGCCGAUCAACUCCCGAGCUACGUGCAAAUCAUGAGUUACCUCAUCCAAGAGAUGCAAAGGUGAUGUUUGAUUCAGCAAAGGAGAUCCGCUUGUUGGACUGUGGUCGAGGGAAGAAAGUUACACCCAAGGAGCCAAACAACAUGAUCAAGUAUGUGGGCGACGAUGGCGAGGCAAGAUAUGCGCAGGUGGUGGACAUAAUCGAACUGAUGGGUCAUCGGUGGGGCGGUGCUGUGAUCAUCAAGGUCAAUUCUGCAACGCAAGUCAGCCACUCGCAGCGUUUAUCAGCGGUUUUUGCCAAGCUCAAUGUGGUUCAAGUCCAGCUGGACCGUGCGGAGUAUAUCAACCCAUCUCAAGUUGUUGGGCCCUUAGCACACCGGAAACUUGCACCAGGCGGCUUUGGAUCUGCCCAAUUGAGCUACCUCAUCCGCCCACUGGGACUCUUGUCUGAAGUUGCAUGGCCUAUUGACAAUGAUGACAUGCAGAUCGACCCCUGA